Messenger RNA from Myxocyprinus asiaticus (Chinese sucker), 1662 nucleotides. RefSeq names its product zinc finger protein 410-like. The coding region runs from base 457 to 1512 and encodes 351 amino acids. NCBI's taxonomy places the organism in Eukaryota, Metazoa, Chordata, Actinopteri, Cypriniformes, Catostomidae. Gene Ontology annotation, cellular component: transcription regulator complex; PcG protein complex. Gene Ontology annotation, molecular function: RNA polymerase II cis-regulatory region sequence-specific DNA binding; DNA-binding transcription factor activity, RNA polymerase II-specific. The record is from RefSeq and is a predicted model, not a curated record. The transcript has 12 exons. Gene Ontology annotation, biological process: regulation of transcription by RNA polymerase II.
CAUGUGACCCGGAAGUGCAUGUGAUGUUGUCUGUGUUGUGUUCAGCGGCUUCAGCACACAUAAUGACGGCUUCAGAUCUGUCAGUCAAUCUGUGACAGCAGGUGAUUGAUACAACCUUUGACCUCUGACCCAGACAGCACAUGAACCCACUUGAACUGGAUCACAUUACUCUGAAUCGAUGUUCUCUGAUGAACUUGAUUCCAAACCCGAGGUAUCACUGUCUCAACACUUUUGCAUUUGGUUGCAGAAUCACUGCUGCUGGUUGAGUUUGUUCAGAACGCCUCCAUACCGUUGGGUCAGAGCCUGGAGGAAUCAGACACCAAACCCUCCUGUGUCCCUCUGCUCUCCCCCUCACAAAACUCCUUAUGCAGCCCGUUAGAACGUCCAGAGAGCGCUCUUAGUCAUGCGGCAUCCACAUCGCUGUCAGAGUUCAGACCCGAACGCAGUCCACUGGUGAUGCAGCUGCAGUCUUCCUCCCCCCCGACACAAACCCCGUCCACCAUCAUACACGAGCUCCAGAACCAUGACAGCUCUUCAUACGUCCUGCUCAACCUCGCCAAAGGAUUGACGUCUUCAUCAGAGCCGCUGGUGUUUGUGCAGGAUGAUGUUGAUGAAGCAGAAGAGGAGAUCUGCGCAGAUGGCAGCGUGCCGUGGUACCUGCGUGUGCAGGAGCUAGCACACGACAGUCUGAUCGCUGCUACACGGGCACAGCUCGCGAAAGACGCCCGCGCCAGCUGCGACAGUGAACACAUUCACAGCUGUCAAUCAGAGGUGCCGAAAAAAGAGCCGCUGCCUCGAGCCAGUCGUACGCCAUCAGAUAAAAUGCUCAGAUGUCCUUAUGAAAACUGCCACAGGACAUUCACCUAUCCAGCUCACCGCAAAUACCACUUAAAAACACACAGGAAUGACCGUACAUUCCGCUGUGGAGCAGAAGGGUGUGAAAAGAGUUUUUACGUGCUGCAGCGGCUGCAGGUGCACAUGAGAACUCACAACGGCGACAAACCGUUCAUCUGCAACGAGAAGAACUGCGGCAAGAAGUUCACCACCGCCGGCAACCUGAAGAAUCACAAACGCACACAUACUGGUGAAAAACCCUUUCUUUGUGAGGUCGACAGUUGCGGUCGCUCCUUCGCAGAAUACUCCAGUCUGCGCAAACACAUGCUCGUUCACUCUGGUGAGAAGCCUCACGUGUGCUCAAUCUGCGGUAAAACUUUCUCUCAGAGCGGCAGCAGAAACGUCCACAUGAAAAAGAGACACGGCGAGGACGCAGCGCCCGCCCCUGACAGCAGAGACAUGGGUGAGGCGCUCACUCACAGCAGCUUGUUGGAGGCGGAUGGCGGUGGCAGCGACUCGAUAGUGAACAUGACCACGGUAGAGUCCAUGAAUUUACAUCACGCCAUGUUGAGAACACAAGGUCCAUCAGAUCCUGCAAUCGUCCUGUCGCCCCCUCAUGACCUGGUUACCAUGACAACAGGACACGCGUACAGUGACGAUGUGGUUGCACUGCUGUAGUUGUUGUUUUUGUAAAUAAAGUAUUUUAGGAAACAAAUACUUAUACACCUUUUAGUUUUUUUUUGUUUUAUGUUUUUGUUUACAUUGAACAGACAUAAUGUAUCAUUUUCCUAAUAAAAAAUAUUUAAUAUUAGAGUUACCACUCUCAAA